AUGUUGUUGACGGAAUAUGAUAUUUCUUACGUCACCAAGAAAGCUAUCAAAGGUAGUGUCAUUGCCGAAUACCUAGCUAAAAGAGCCGUGGAGGAUUACCAACCUAUGGAGUUCGAAUUCCCAGACCAAGAUAUAGACUCCUUAACCCAAGGAGAAGAAGACCUCGAAGAAUGGAGGAUGUUGUUCGAUGGAGCAGUCAAUGUUUGGAGACAUGGGAUAGGUGCGGUGCUCAUAUCUCCCGAUGGGAAACAUUAUCCAGUGGUAGCUAAGCUCAUCUUCCCUUGUACUAACAACGUAGCCGAAUACGAGGCAUGUAUAUUGGGUUUGCGAACCGCUUUAGAUCGGGGUGUCAAGCGACUAAUAGUAAGAGGAUACUCGGCCUUGGUCAUUCACCAGCUAACCGGAGAAUGGGAAACCCACGAUUCCAAGCUGGUACCGUAUCGAGAGUAUAUUCAAAAGAUGAUAGAAGGGUUUAACAGUAUCAGUUUCUCUCACAUGCCAAGAGAAAACAAUGUAAUGUCUGAUGCACUAGCCACACUGGUAGCUUUAUUCAAGGUAGAAGAAGGGGUGAAGAUCGAAACUAUUCAGAUCAGAGUACAACCUGAACCUGCCCAUUGCACGGUGAUAGAGGAGGCCAACGGAAAACUAUGGUUUUAUGAUAUCAAAACCUACAUCCAGAAAAAUGAGCAUCCUGAAGGGGCAGCCAGUAACGAUCGGAGGACUAUCAGAAGGUUGGCCAUGGGUUUCUUCUUAGAUGGUGAAAUUUUGUACAAAAGAAAUUAUGACAUGGCCCUCUUACGGUGUGUAGAGGCACAGGAGGCCCGACAAGUCAUGCAUGAGGUUCACGAGGGGGUCUACGAUACCCAUGUCGGAGGCUACUCAUUGGCACGAAAAGUACUUAGGAGCGGGUAUUAUUGGAUGACCAUGGAGAAAGAUUGCAUUGACUACGCUCGAAAGUGUGCCAAGUUUAUGGUGAUCAGAUCCGAGUCCCAUUGGCCCCACUUCAUGUUCUCUCCGCACCUUGGCCCUUUUCAGCUUGGGGCAUGGAUGUGA
This is a messenger RNA of Malania oleifera, 1053 nucleotides long. RefSeq lists its product as uncharacterized. The record is from RefSeq and is a predicted model, not a curated record. The transcript has a single exon. Lineage: Eukaryota; Viridiplantae; Streptophyta; Magnoliopsida; Santalales; Ximeniaceae. Gene Ontology annotation, molecular function: nucleic acid binding; RNA-DNA hybrid ribonuclease activity. The coding region runs from base 1 to 1053 and encodes 350 amino acids.